Messenger RNA from Grus americana (Whooping crane), 626 nucleotides. RefSeq names its product ribosomal protein S27a (gene RPS27A). The transcript is spliced from 6 exons. The record is from RefSeq and is a predicted model, not a curated record. Gene Ontology annotation, biological process: protein ubiquitination; modification-dependent protein catabolic process; translation. Gene Ontology annotation, cellular component: cytoplasm; ribosome; nucleus. Gene Ontology annotation, molecular function: structural constituent of ribosome; protein tag activity; ubiquitin protein ligase binding. Lineage: Eukaryota; Metazoa; Chordata; Aves; Gruiformes; Gruidae. The coding region runs from base 115 to 585 and encodes 156 amino acids.
UCCCGCUGCGACGCCCGCCCCUCAUCGGCGCGGGUGGAAACCCCGUGCGAUCCGGCGCGCCGCUCUUUCGGGGAGCCGCCAUUCCGCGAGCAAGUCGCGGGUGCCGGUUUCACCAUGCAGAUCUUCGUGAAGACCCUCACGGGGAAAACCAUCACCCUCGAGGUUGAGCCUUCUGAUACUAUAGAAAAUGUAAAGGCUAAGAUCCAGGAUAAGGAAGGCAUUCCUCCUGAUCAGCAGCGACUGAUUUUUGCUGGUAAGCAGCUAGAAGAUGGACGCACGCUGUCUGACUACAAUAUUCAAAAAGAAUCAACUCUUCACCUUGUGCUGAGACUUCGUGGCGGUGCCAAGAAAAGAAAGAAGAAGUCUUACACUACUCCCAAGAAGAACAAGCAUAAGAGAAAGAAGGUUAAGCUUGCAGUGCUGAAGUACUACAAGGUGGACGAGAACGGCAAGAUCAGUCGUCUGCGCCGGGAGUGCCCCUCUGAGGAGUGUGGAGCAGGAGUCUUCAUGGCUAGUCACUUCGACAGACACUACUGUGGCAAGUGCUGUCUGACAUACUGCUUCAAUAAACCAGAAGACAAGUAAAUGUACUAUACAAUAAAAAUCUGAAGUUCUGUACGGUUUAA